Messenger RNA from Hermetia illucens (black soldier fly), 405 nucleotides. Its product is annotated as cuticle protein 12.5-like. The record is from RefSeq and is a predicted model, not a curated record. The transcript has a single exon. NCBI's taxonomy places the organism in Eukaryota, Metazoa, Arthropoda, Insecta, Diptera, Stratiomyidae. The coding region runs from base 1 to 405 and encodes 134 amino acids.
AUGAAAUUUCUUGCAUUAGUCCUUGCUUCCAUCGGCGCCGUUUCGGCUGGUUACAUUUCGCCAGGAGGUUACUCUGCACCAGUCGCGGGGGGAUUUGGCGCUCCCGUGGCCGCUGGAUAUCAUGCUGGUGGUGUCGGAGGAUAUAGCUCUCCUGUCGUCGGAGGGUAUAGCGCUCCGGUCGUCGGAGGCUACAGCGCUCCCGUUGUCGGAGGAUAUCAUGGUGCAGUCGGUGGAUACAGCGCACCAGCACUUGGAGGAUAUCAGGCUGCAGUGACUGCUGCUCCAAUUGCUGCCUCCUCUCUUGGCUAUUCAGCUCCUGGUUUUGGUUACAAUGGACUCAAUGGUGGCUAUGCUGCACCAGGCUUUGGUUACAAUUUCUUGAAGAAGAAGAAGGCUUCCGCUUAA